Molecule: messenger RNA, 2014 nt
Organism: Helicoverpa armigera (cotton bollworm)
Lineage: Eukaryota; Metazoa; Arthropoda; Insecta; Lepidoptera; Noctuidae
Product: solute carrier family 22 member 13
Exons: 5
Coding region: 168-1679 (503 amino acids)
Biological process (GO): transmembrane transport
Cellular component (GO): membrane
Molecular function (GO): transmembrane transporter activity
Source: RefSeq, a predicted model, not a curated record
AUGCGAACAGGUGUAAGGACAAAGACGUACAUUUACAUAAAAAUUCUAUUCGUCAACAAUUUUCACGGUUUUCCAUUAGUUUUGGAUAUCAGUAUAUGUGUUAGUUUUGUGGUGACAAGUCUCGGAUUGUUUUGUAGAAAUAUUGUGCCAAAACAUCUGCAGAUAUUAUGAAGUUUAAAAUUAAUAAUGUUUUUACUGUUGAAGAGAAUAAAAAUAAAGACAAAGAUAAAGAGGCAAAACCUAAUUUCGAUGAUGAUUAUGUAGUCAAAUCUAUGGGUGCAUUUGGAAGAUGGCAAGCUAUAGUAUGUACAGUUAUAUCAAUGAGUAGACUGAUUGCUAUGUGGAAUAUACUAUCAAUUUUAUUCCUUACACCAGCUACAAAAUUCAUUUGCAAGAAAUUCAAAGAUGAUACCGAAGUUGUUGUGGAAAAUUCAACGUGUUACGCCACCUGCUCAGAGUAUGAGUUUGAUCAUGAUGUGUUUGAGGAGACUAUUAUAUCGAAUUUUGGCUUGAUUUGUGACAAAGCAUGGUUGGCAAGUUUAACGCAAAUGAUCCUCAUGUUAGGAUUGGUUAUCGGCGUUGCUUCAUUUGGCUGGGUUUCUGACAGAUAUGGACGCCGCAAAGCUAUAAUCCUAUCAGCGGCUAUAGACCUAAUAUUUAUGAUUGCCUCAGCCUUUGCUCCUACCUAUUGGACCUUUACUGCCUUAAGAUUCUUCGUAGGAGUGGCCAGUGGUGGCAUCAUGUCAAUUACUGCAGUAUUUACUCUAGAAACCGUAGGACCACAGCAUAGAGAAGUGGCUGGAACACUAGCAUUGCUUCCUGACAGCAUAGCAGAAGCCUCGUUAGCAUUAUUUGCAUAUUUAGCAACAACUUGGAGAGUAUAUCUGUUGGAGAUUGGAGGAUUGUCUUCAGGAAUAUUGUUGUUGUUGUUAUUUUUGCCGGAGACACCGAGAUGGUUGAUGGCGAAAGGAAAAGCUGAUGCUGUUGUUGAGUUGAUGACUAAAGCUGCUAAAUUUAACAAACGCAGCACAUCAAACAUAAAAGAGAACGUAGAAAAAAGCCUUAAAGAGCUAAACCUAAAAGAAAAUGAAGCACAAACCAUGAAUUACUCAGACCUAUUCAAAACGAAGCAACUAGCUAUGAUUACGAUGUCUUCAGUAGCUAUUUGGUUUGUCACUGGACUGUGCUAUUACGGUAUCAAUCAAUACAUCACUGUGCUCGGAUCGAAUGUGUUCAUCGUUGUGGCUGUUACUGGUGUUAUACAGAUACCAACGGCACCUUUAGCAACAGUCAUCACAAAAGUGUACGGAAGGAAGGCGUCAACAAUUUGUUCUUAUAUGAUGAUUGGUGUAUCAAUGGUCAUUCUUAUCUUCCUGCCAAACGGUACUUGGGUAUCAACCAUAUUCGGCAUGAUAGGCGUUAUGUGUUCUUGUUUAAAUUUUUGUGUUAUAUACUUGUACGUUAUAGAACUUUACCCUACAGCAAUAAGGAACAUGGGAUUCUCUUUAAGCUCAUCAGGUUCAAAACUAGGAGCAAUGGUAGCUCCCUUUUUAGCCAGUAUCCAACCACGAUGGAUAGCUUCCUUAAUAUUUGCAAUACUACCAUUCAUUGCUGCGGCAAUUUGUCUUCUGUUACCAGAGACAAAAGGGCGGAAAUUGCGUGACACGGUGGAUGAAUGAUAGCGUUAAUAGCAGGGGUGGCAAUAAAUGGCUUCAAAAUGAUAAUGAGGAUGUCAGUGACUUAUUAGAAUAUACAGCGAUGUAAAACGGGUCAUAAAGUGUAGGAAAUUGGAAUAAGAAUGUUUUAAUUUUAAGUUAAACAGAAUAUUAAUAUUGAAAGGCAAACGAGAUGAAAAAGAGUUGGGGUAUCGUUUUGCAAGUUGUCUUAGCUUUUAGGUAAAUGUAUUAUUAUAAUAUUCAUGUUUUUAUAGUUUUAUAUUUUGUGAGAGUUUUAUGAAAACUUUUAUAGUUCUUUAUAAAGUAACAAUACUCAGUAAGAGUACAUAAUCUUAUUG